GAGCUCUUUCUCCGAUUGUCAGAAAUUUCUUUUCCACUGUGUGGGCAGGAGACAGAUUUUAACUGUCUCUAUUUUCUCCCUCUUUUUAUUUCAUUUUCCCGUCCUCCUCCCCCUUUCCUCUUGCAUUCCUUCCUUUCUCUGCUCCUUCCCUUGUCUCCCUCCCUCCCCCCUUCCCUCCCUCCCUCUGUCUCUUAUUUUUUUCCCCUGUCUCCCUUUCUAUUGCAAAUAAUGGCUCGGGAGUAGCAGUGGGACCCGGCGGGCUCUGCGUGCGGGAGCCAUGCCUUCAUCGCAAGAGUGAUGAACUGCAACAGCGCCAAAGAUGCUGGGACUCGGCACGUGCUCCCUCAGCGCCCAGGCGCUCCCCGAGGCCCGCGCCCUGGCGCCGGGCAGGGCGGCUGAGCCGGACGCCGGCUCCCAGCGCUACGUCCUGGCCCUGCCCGAGGAGGAGACGUGGCGCAAGCACCGGCUCGGCCUCAUGCAGACCACCCAGUCCUGCAACCUGCUGGAGCCCCAGAGCCUGGCGGAGGCGCUGGUGUCGCGCGCGGCCAGCUUCGACGCCCUCUACGAGCCGCGGCCCCGCGAUGCCGAGGCCGGCGGCACCUUCGACCUGGGCCUCGGCCAGUACGUCCCCGUGAGCCCGGACGUGAUCAAGCGCCGCCGGGGCGGGCUGAUUGAGCAGAGGGACAUCAUCAAAGCGCACGAGGCUCACAAGAUGCAGAGCACGCCGCAGGCGCGGAGGAAGGAGUGGGAGAUGGCUCGCUUUGGGGAGGCGGUGGCUGGCAGGCUGGGCUCUGGAGAUGGAGGGUCUGACCAGAACAGGAGCCGGCAAGGAGCUCCUGCCCCUGCGGGAGGCACCCCGGGAGCCUUCAAGCAAACCAAAGCGCAGAGAGCCCGGACUAUGGCUCUGUACAACCCCAUCCCUGUCCGGCAGAACUGCUUCACUGUCAACAGAUCAUUGUUCCUCUUUGGGGAAGAGAACAUAGUCAGGAAAUACGCCAAGAAGCUCAUCGACUGGCCUCCCUUUGAGUACAUGAUCCUGGCAACCAUCAUUGCCAACUGCAUCGUGCUGGCCCUCGAGCAGCACCUUCCGGAGGAUGACAAGACACCCAUGUCACGGAGAUUAGAGAAGACAGAGCCGUACUUCAUCGGGAUUUUUUGCUUCGAGGCUGGGAUUAAGAUUGUUGCUCUUGGAUUCGUUUUCCACAAGGGCUCGUACCUGCGCAACGGCUGGAACGUCAUGGACUUCAUCGUGGUCCUCAGCGGCAUCCUUGCCACUGCUGGGACGCACUUCAACACACACGUGGACCUGCGGACCCUGCGGGCCGUGCGCGUGCUCAGACCUCUGAAGCUCGUCUCAGGCAUUCCUAGUCUACAGAUUGUGCUGAAAUCCAUCAUGAAGGCCAUGGUGCCUCUUCUCCAGAUUGGCUUGCUGCUCUUUUUCGCUAUUCUGAUGUUUGCCAUCAUCGGCCUGGAGUUUUACAGUGGGAAACUGCACCGGGCCUGCUACACAAACAAUUCAGGUGAACUAGAGGAGCUGGACCCCCCUCAUCCAUGCGGGGUGCAGGGUUGCCCCCCAGGUUACGAGUGCCGGGAGUGGAUCGGUCCCAAUGACGGGAUCACACAGUUCGACAACAUCCUCUUUGCUGUGUUGACCGUCUUCCAGUGCAUUACCAUGGAAGGGUGGACCACAGUCCUGUACAAUACCAAUGAUGCCUUAGGAGCCACCUGGAACUGGCUGUACUUCAUCCCCCUCAUCAUCAUUGGAUCCUUCUUUGUCCUCAACCUUGUUCUGGGGGUGCUGUCAGGGGAGUUCGCCAAAGAGCGAGAGAGAGUGGAGAAUCGCCGAGCCUUCAUGAAGCUGCGGCGCCAGCAGCAGAUCGAGCGGGAGCUGAACGGCUAUCGUGCCUGGAUAGACAAAGCAGAGGAAGUCAUGCUGGCUGAAGAGAACAAAAACACUGGGACUUCAGCCUUAGAAGUGCUCAGGCGAGCAACCAUCAAAAGGAACCGGACAGACGCCAUGAAUCGCGACUCCAGUGAUGAGCACUGUGUUGACAUUGCCUCUGUGGGUGAGCGGAGGCUGGCUCAGAGAAGACCUCUUCAUCCAAACAUGGGUAACCCCUUGAGUCGCUCCAGCAUGAAAGGUGCCAGAUUUAGCGGUGCCUCUUAUUUCCGACACAAAGAGCGACUCCUGCGCAUCUCCGUCCGCCACAUGGUGAAAUCCCAGGUCUUCUACUGGAUUGUCUUGAGCCUGGUGGCUCUCAACACUGCCUGUGUGGCCAUCGUCCACCACAACCAGCCAGCCUGGCUCACCCACUUCCUCUACUAUGCAGAGUUCCUGUUCCUUGGGCUCUUCCUCCUGGAGAUGUCCUUAAAGAUGUAUGGGAUGGGGCCGCGCCUUUACUUCCAUUCUUCGUUCAACUGCUUUGACUGUGGGGUCACAGUGGGAAGCAUCUUCGAAGUGGUUUGGGCUAUCUUCAGACCAGGGACUUCUUUUGGGAUCAGUGUCCUACGAGCCCUCCGGCUCCUGAGAAUAUUUAAAAUAACCAAGUAUUGGGCAUCCCUGAGGAAUUUGGUGGUCUCACUGAUGAGCUCCAUGAAAUCUAUUAUCAGCCUGCUCUUCCUCCUCUUCCUCUUCAUUGUAGUCUUUGCCCUGUUGGGAAUGCAGCUGUUCGGAGGCAGGUUUAAUUUUAUUGAUGGGACACCUUCAGCCAACUUCGACACUUUCCCUGCAGCCAUCAUGACAGUGUUCCAGAUCCUGACGGGUGAGGACUGGAACGAGGUGAUGUACAAUGGCAUCCGCUCCCAGGGAGGUGUUCGCUCAGGCAUGUGGUCCUCCAUCUAUUUCAUUGUCCUCACCUUGUUUGGAAACUAUACUCUGCUGAACGUUUUCUUGGCCAUUGCCGUGGACAACCUGGCCAAUGCUCAGGAGCUCACCAAGGAUGAGCAGGAGGAAGAGGAGGCCUUUAACCAGAAGCACGCCCUUCAGAAAGCCAAAGAAGUCAGCCCAAUGUCCGCCCCAAACAUGCCUGCUAUCGAAAGAGACAGGCGAAGGAGACACCACAUGUCGAUGUGGGAGCCACGCAGCAGCCACCUACGGGAGCGGCGCCGGCGGCACCACAUGUCGGUGUGGGAGCAGCGCACCAGCCAGCUCCGGCGGCACAUGCAGAUGUCCAGCCAGGAGGGCAUCAACAAGGACGAGCCGCCGCUCAUCAACCCGCACGCCAGCAUCUUCCGCAGGAAGAAGCCCGGGGAAGGCGCCGGGCUGGAGAAGUGCGAGGCGGAGCAGGGUGGCAAGGGCGAGCGGCCGCCAGCCGAAGGCCCCGAGCAGCCGGCCCCGGGGGCCAACCCUGGUGAGGACAGGAGGAGCCCAUCGCCCCGGGCCAAGCGGGACAAGGAGCCGUGGCACCAGAAGUCGUGCCACGGGAACUGUGAGCCAGGCGAGCAGGAUGGGAGCGGAGGAGGGAUCGAGGACAGAGCCCGGCUGAGACAGAGCCAGCGGCGUAGCCGGCACCGGAAAGUGAGGACCGAUGGGAAGGAGCCUGCCGGGGCCCUGGAGAGCCGCUCAGCCAGCCAGGAAACGGGCCUGGAGGAGGCCGGGCCCGCGGAGGGGGUGCAGGAUGGAGACCGGCACGGGGCUGCCAUUGCAACGGAGGACCUGAUUCAGGGGGAGCCGGAGGCGAGCCAGGAGACUGCAAGGACAAACGGGGUCCCUGCUGCCGAGCUGGUUGGGACCACCGAAGAGGGAAGCCCCCGGCAAGCUGUGCCCGAGCUGGGCCAGGGGAAGAAUGGCAGCCUCACUGAGCAGGACUGCAGCAGCCUGGACACCAGCGAGCAAGCCCUGCUGGGCAGCCUGCAGCUGGAGGCAAGUCGUGCCGUGAGCAGGAGCGAGCCUGACCUCUCCUCCAUCACCGCCAACACUGAGAAGGCCACGGAGAGCACCACCAUCAUGAUCGAUGUCCAAGACUCCACUGUGGUGCAGAUUAGCAACAAGACAGACGGAGAAGCCAGCCCCUUAAAGGAGGCAGAGACCAAAGAAGAUGAGGAGGAGAUGGAGAAGAAGAAACGGAAGAAAGAGAAAAGUGAGACGGGCAAAGCAAUGGUGCCUCACAGUUCCAUGUUCAUCUUCAGCACGACAAAUCCGGUGCGGAGGGCCUGCCACUACAUCGUGAACCUGCGCUACUUCGAGAUGUGCAUCCUCCUGGUGAUUGCGGCCAGCAGCAUCGCCCUGGCAGCAGAGGAUCCCGUACUGACCAACUCCGAUCGCAACAAAGUCCUGAGGUAUUUUGACUACGUUUUCACUGGUGUCUUCACCUUUGAGAUGGUUAUCAAGAUGAUCGAUCAGGGCUUGAUCCUGCAGGACGGCUCCUACUUCCGAGACCUCUGGAAUAUUCUGGAUUUCAUUGUGGUGGUGGGAGCACUGGUGGCUUUCGCCUUGGCGACCAACAAAGGCCGGGAUAUCAAGACCAUCAAGUCUCUCCGUGUGCUGCGAGUCUUGAGGCCUCUGAAAACCAUCAAGCGACUGCCCAAACUCAAGGCUGUCUUUGACUGCGUUGUGACUUCGCUGAAGAACGUCUUCAAUAUCCUUAUUGUCUACAAGCUCUUCAUGUUCAUCUUUGCUGUCAUUGCUGUCCAGCUCUUCAAGGGGAAAUUUUUCUACUGUACUGACAGCUCUAAGGACACGGAGAAAGACUGCAUAGGAAACUAUGUGGACCACGAGAAGAACAAGAUGGAAGUGAAGUGCCGGGAAUGGAAACGCCAUGAAUUUCACUAUGACAAUAUAAUCUGGGCCUUGCUCACCCUGUUCACGGUCUCCACUGGUGAAGGCUGGCCCCAGGUGCUGCAACAUUCGGUGGAUGUGACGGAGGAGGACCGUGGGCCCAGCCGCAGUAACCGCAUGGAGAUGUCCAUUUUUUAUGUCGUCUAUUUUGUGGUCUUCCCUUUCUUCUUUGUCAACAUUUUUGUGGCUCUCAUCAUCAUCACGUUCCAAGAGCAAGGAGACAAAAUGAUGGAGGAGUGCAGUCUGGAGAAGAAUGAGAGAGCCUGUAUUGACUUUGCCAUCAGUGCCAAGCCCCUCACGCGCUACAUGCCACAGAACCGGCAUACCUUCCAGUACCGGGUCUGGCACUUUGUGGUCUCCCCAUCCUUUGAGUACACUAUCAUGGCCAUGAUAGCGUUGAACACCGUGGUGCUGAUGAUGAAGUACUAUUCUGCUCCGUACACCUAUGAGCUGGCCCUGAAGUACCUGAACAUUGCGUUCACCAUGGUGUUCUCCUUGGAGUGCAUCCUCAAGAUCAUUGCUUUCGGCUUCCUGAAUUAUUUCCGGGACACCUGGAACAUCUUUGACUUCAUCACCGUCAUUGGCAGCAUUACAGAGAUCAUCCUGACGGACACCAAGCUGGUGAACACCAGCAGCUUCAACAUGAGCUUUCUGAAGCUGUUCCGGGCUGCUCGGCUCAUCAAGCUGCUCCGCCAGGGUUACACUAUCCGGAUCCUGCUCUGGACUUUUGUGCAGUCCUUCAAGGCCCUGCCGUAUGUCUGCCUCUUGAUCGCGAUGCUUUUUUUCAUCUAUGCGAUCAUUGGGAUGCAGGUUUUUGGGAAUAUCAAACUCGAUGAGGAAAGCCACAUUAACCGGCACAACAACUUCCGCAGCUUCUUGGGCUCCCUGAUGCUCCUCUUCAGGAGUGCCACGGGAGAGGCGUGGCAGGAGAUCAUGCUGUCCUGCCUGGAGGGCAAAGGCUGUGAGCCAGACACCACAGCAACAUCUGGGCAGAGCGAGAACGAGCACUGUGGCACUGACCUGGCCUACGUUUACUUCGUCUCCUUCAUCUUCUUUUGCUCUUUCCUGAUGCUCAACCUGUUUGUGGCGGUCAUCAUGGACAAUUUUGAAUACCUGACUCGGGAUUCCUCCAUCCUGGGACCUCACCAUCUAGAUGAGUUUGUCCGGAUCUGGGCAGAGUAUGACAGAGCAGCGUGCGGCAGGAUCUCGUAUAAGGAUAUGUACAAAUUAGUACGGGUGAUCUCGCCUCCUCUGGGCCUAGGAGAGAACUGCCCCUACAGGGUGGCGUGCAAGAGAUUGGUGCUGAUGAACAUGCCAGUGGCUGAGGACAUGACAGUCCACUUUACCUCCACUUUGAUGGCACUGAUACGCACAGCCUUGGACAUCAAAAUUGCCAAAGGUGGUGCCGACUGGCAGCAGCUGGACUCUGAGCUUCAAAAGGAGAUCCUGACCAUUUGGCCUCAUCUGUCCCAGAAAGUGCUUGACCUGCUAGUACCCAUGCCAAAAACCUCUGACCUGACUGUUGGCAAAAUAUAUGCAGCCAUGAUGAUCAUGGAUUACUACAAGCAGAGCAAGGCGAAAAAGCAGAGGCAGCAGCUGGAGGAACAGAAAAAUGCUCCGAUGUUUCAGCGCAUGGAGCCUUCCUCUUUGCCGCAAGAAAUCAUCUCAAAUGCUAAGGCUCUGCCUUAUCUCCAGCAGGACACCCUCUCGGGUCUGAGCAGCCGUAGUGGGUUCCCUUCGCUGAGCCCGCUCUCGCCGCAGGAGAUUUUCCAGCUGGCAUGCAUGGAUUCAACACAUGGGCAGUUCCAGGAGCACCAGUCCCUGGAGCCAGAGGUUAGGGAGUUUCAAAGAGUGCAGCCCUCUAACCGUGGCAGCUACCUUCCCGUGGACACUCAGGACCACGCUGUAUCUGGGAGGGCCUCCUCCAUGCCUCGUCUCACUGUGGAUCCCCAGGUGGUCACAGACACUAGUUCCAUGCGGCGAUCGUUUUCCACCAUCCGGGACAAGCACACCAACAGCUCCUGGCUGGAUGAGUUCUCCAUGGAGCGGAGCAGCGAGAACACCUACAAGUCCCGCCGGCGCAGCUAUCACUCCUCGCUCCAGCUCUCCGCCCGACGCCUCAACGCUGACUCGGGCCACAGGUCUGAUGGCCAUCGCUCAGGUGGCAGGGAGCGGGGGCGAUCCAAAGAGCGUAAGCACUUGCUGUCCCCGGACAUCUCCCGCUGCAACUCGGAGGAGAGGAGCCCUCAGGCGCACGAUGAAUCUCCAGAGAGGCGGCGUGAGUCCCGGUCACCCAGCGAGGGCAGGUCGCAGACACCCAACAGGCAGGGAACGGGCUCCUUGAGCGAAAGCUCCAUCCCCUCCAUCUCGGACACCAGCACCCCCCGGCGAGGCCGCCGCCAGCUCCCGCCGGUGCCCCCCAAGCCACGUCCCCUCCUCUCCUACGCCUCCAUGCUGCGGCAUGCUGGAGACGCCUCGCCACCCCCCGAGGAGAGCGAGGGGGGGUCCCCGCUGCUCUCCAAGGCCCUGGAGCCCAACGCUGCCUGCCUGACCGAGUCUUCCAGCUCCCCGCAGGGGAAGCAGAGCCGGCAAUCCACCCCGCAGCGCUACAUCUCGGAGCCCUACCUGGCCCUGCACGACGACUCGCAUGCCUCGGACUGCGGGGAGGAGGAGACGCUCACCUUCGAAGCGGCCGUCGCCACCAGCCUCGGCCGCUCCAACACCAUCGGCUCGGCACCGCCGCUGCGGCACAGCUGGCAGAUGCCCAACGGGCACUACCGGCGGAGGAGGCGAGGCGCAGGGCAGGGCAUGAUGUGCGGGGCCAGCAUCGACGUGCUCAGCGACACUGAGGAAGACGAUAAGUGCUAGAAGCUGCCCUCUCCUUAGCCCCCUCCGCCCUGCCCUCUCCAAUGCAUGCUCUUCGCCACGCCUGGGAAUGAAACAGAACCAAAAUCAAAUGCAGGGGAAACAAAACAAAAAAAAAAACCAAACAGAACGGAAAAAAAAAAGUCUUUGUGCAAAAAAAAAAUUAAAAUCUGUCAACUUUCAUUUAUUACUAUCACUUUUUUUUUCUGCACAGAGAAGCAUUUGAUUGAAGGCGGAGCAGCCGGCGGCCCAGCCGGGCGCACGUGCUGGCGGGGUGAGCGACAGCCCUGCGGCCACAGCCCCUCUCCUCGCUCGCUGCCCCUCGGGGCACCCUGUGCAGGCCGACGCAGGACCCCCAGGAACGGCCGUCGUGAUGGCUUCCUGCUCCUCGAGCGUCUCCACAAGGGGAUGUCGGGGGCAUCCUAUGCUCUGUCACCCUGGUUCAUGCUGCCUGUGGCUUUGAGUUUCCUUCCCAGAGGGUCUCACGCCAGCCCGGAAAAGGGGCAAGCUGUUAAGGUGGGCUGCGGAGGGCCAGCAGGUUGGGGGCCAGUGGGCAGGUAGGAGCAACUCUGCCUGCCGGGAGGGGAAAAAACAAAACCGACUGGUUUGUACUGGGGCACAGGAUGCAGGGAGGAGAGAUGGGAGCAGGGAAGGGGGGCUCAGUGCUGCUGAAUGUAUCCCAUCUCGCACCAACGUAUAUUUAUUUAUAUACCAAGAACUCUAGGUGUGUGUGUGUAUAUACAGUAUGUGUGUGUAUAUAUAUUUAUAUGCUGUAUAUAUAAAGAUAUACACAUACAUGGAAUUGUUUUAGUCAUCUGACACAUUAAGCUGCCCAGGGCCGCCUUUGCCCUGGGAAGCCCCCAGCCAGUGGUUACAGUGGCCUGUGGGAAUUUUUAUUACCUGUACCCCAUUUGGUGCGGGCAGGACCGAGUCUCUCAUGCUCUCUGGGGAAUUGCUGGAAAUCAGUCAAUAUGAAAGAGAAGUAGAAAUUUCCCCUUGACCUCUUGCCCCCACCUCAGAAGUUUGCAGCAGCAUUAAUUUUGUUUGCAGGGUUAGAGCUGGCUGGAGCAAGGCAUGAGGACCUCACUGUGUUGCCUUCAGGCCCAUCUUCUCCUGGCCAUGCUGUGCUCCUGGGCAGCGAGCGGGGAGCCCAAGGGACAAGGGCAGGGCCGUUUCCCGGUCCCUCGUGGGUGUGGCUCACUUGGCACAAGCCUCUCUUUCUCCGCUGUGCUGUGAUGGCAAAACCGCAGCCAGCGCAGGAGGCAUCCUACCAGCUCCGGCAGGGCUUUGCAUGGGGUCUCUCUGCACCUUGCGUGUCAGCGGCACUUGGCUGCUGCACGGAGGUGCCCGCUGGGGCAGGCGGACGGCAGAGAGGCCUGUGUGCCCUCCCAGCACCCUGGUCCUGUCCAGGUCAGGCUGGGCACUACGGACAGAAGAGCACAACUUUUGGAGAGGUUUCGUGUGUGCGUGAUGUUGCGGUAAGAUCCCUGCUUGCUGGCAGCAGAGCCCAGCUUUGGCAGCUCCCCGCCUCAGUUUCCCCUGCGGCCUUUGCUGCUGCCCUCUCCUUGGAGCUGCUGCCCCUGCAGGGAUGGGCAAGGGGCUGAGGAUUUUGCUGCCAUCUGCAAACCCUUUGGCCCCAGCAUGGGGACCUCUGCGGGCUGGUGGGUGUUUGAGAGCCGGCUGUGGCUUUCGGAGGGGAGCACAGCCCGUGGGCAGAGAGCAGGCACUCAGGUGGCUACGGGGAUGGAGGGGCUGCCGGGAGAGGGGCUGCCCUGCUGUGCCCCACUCCGGGAGGGCAGAUGCGCCGGCGGGCUCAGCUCGAGCCUCCAAGGCGGUUGGGGUCGGUGUGGACGGUCUGCGCCCUGUGCUCUGGGUACGCUGGGGUGCCAGCUCGGGGCAGACGCAGCUGUGCCUGCUUGCAGAGCGCAGUGCCAUAAGAGCCGAGCCGUUCCUGAGGUUAAGCUGGCUGGUAAUGCUACUUAAUGUGCAAAUAUUGAAAAUGCAGUGCAGGGCCAACUUCCAGCUCCAGUCAUUAAUUAAUCUGGUAAUUACAUGCUGUCAACUCUAAUUCUCUCCUCUGCACACACACUGGGCUGUGGGUGCGGUACUUCACCUGCCAGGACGGGGAGAUGUUAGUGGACUUGUGGCUGUUGGCCUCUCACUGUAGAGAUCAGCUAUGUUUCUGCUGGGCAUGCAGUGAGUUUUGUACGUCGUGAGCCUGAGGGUGGUCCUGCAGAGCUGGAGAGCGUUGUGCUCUUUGGUGCCUCAGGGAAGGACUCACUCUGGGAGCUGGAGGUCGGGACAGCGGUGGGUUUGGUCAGUGUAGUUGGACUGUGCGCGUCCAGGUGCAGAGGUGGGAGAUGGCCUUAAGCCUGCUUGCACCAUGAGCCGGCUGAGCCAGGCAAAGGGGGACAAUGCAGCCCCUGUCUCUGUCCUUCUCCCUCCGGCUGCUUUGCUCUGCUGAGGGUUAUUGUGGUCCCUUUCCUCCUGGCUGUCUCCAAGCCCUCUGGCCAGCUGAAUGGAGCUCUGGUCAAGCAAUGCUUUAGUCCAUCCUGCCCCCAGAUAACCAGCUUCUCCUGCCCUGAUCCUGCAUGUGCAGCUCAGCUGCUGCCUCCCAAUCACUUACUGAGCUCCUCAAAAGCAGCUCUGCUUUGUGAGAAACGAAUUCUGCCAUCUCCAAAAGCUGCCCAGUUCCUGGGUUUAGUCAUGAACCAAAUGUCUUUUUUCUAAUUGCCAAAUUGUCCUCUCCUCGUCCAAAAAAACGGGCUUUUCAUAUGGGCCAAAACCUCUUGCUGUCUUGAAACGUCCCUCCUGGCUGGUGGUACCUCUGCUCUCCUGCUGGCUGAUGGACCCGCAUCCCUGCAACCCCCACACGAGCCCUUCGCUUUCUUUCUGGACAGACACUUUUAUCUGCCAAAUGGUACAAAAGUCCCCAGGAAACCCUCUCCACGCUGCUCUCCUCACCCAGCCUCUGUGCUCCCCAUCCCAUGUUUCAGGGCAAGUCAUGCCCCAUGCAGCUGUGGGGAAGGUCCCUGGUGCUGGCUGGCGGCAUGGACAGUGCCCAUCCCCUUCCAGCCGUCGGGAUGUGGUUCAUGCUUUGAACCCCAGGCUGCUUGGCACCAGGCUCCCGCGGGUGCUCCAGCCAGGCCCAAUAGGCAGCGUGGGACUGCGUGGAGGCACUGGGAUGGAGUGGGAGGCGGCCUUGCAGGCUGGGGGAGGAGAUGCCGUACGCGCUAUAAAUAAAGAGGCUGCAUCGUCUGCUUCUAAAUGCAGAAAGGUGCCUGACAAUAAGCCGUGCUCUGAGUAACAACCUGAGGGUAGGUGAGGAGGUGGCUUUUUGUGUCUGUGCGAGCUGGGUGGGCGGGAAGCUCUCAAAGGCAGGGAGAAGGCCGGCGGGGAGGGGAUAUCAUGUGGAUUCAAAGCUUUGGGCAUUUGCUUUCCUCUGACCCAGAACAGGGCCAGCAAGUAGCGUGCAGUGAUGCUUUGCAGUAUUUCUUAGCAAAUCUUGUAAAAGAAAGCUGGCCUCUUUCAGCACUGAGGUCACAGUCUGCCUGUACAGGGGAUCAGAAGGGAUGUGGGGUUAUUUAGUGGGUUUCCAGGCUUUUUGUGGGACUGAUUGGGUGCAGCAGUGGUGCAGGGUUGGCUUUCCGGUGCAUUGGGACGUACUGGGAGGGACUGGUUUGCAGCAGUGGGCUGCAAUGUGCUGGCUCUUCGGGAGAAGCUGAGGUGGGGUGGGGGUCCCAACGCUGGAGCAGUUUCGAAGCCUGACCAAGUUUUGGGGUUGACGUGGGUAUGAGGGAGCUAGCGAAGCAUUUGCACCUGUGCCGUGCUGGAAGAUCUCUGCGUGGCUGUGGUGUUGCCACCCGACGCGUGCUGGGUGACUGGCUCGAGUGCGCAGGACACGAGCUGCCUGGGCCUUGUGCUCACCGUGGAGCGGCCUCCUCGCCUGCAUCUCGCUGAACACCAGCUGUGGGUCAAACCCGACCUGAGCUGGACCUGAGCUUUUCUUCUUGUAAGAUCUGUGUUUUACUAACAUACGGAAAGUGUGUAUAUGAAGCAAAACCAAACCCUGGGGUUGGGAGCCCUUUCUUUCCUGGUGAUCCCCUGAAAAUGGCCUGAUCCUGUCUACUGUGCAGUACCCAGUAGUCCUGCUCCCACGCCUGGAGACGGGAGGGCAGGCCAGGGACCCAUGGGGACAUGGUGGCACCUCCAAAGCAAGCCUGUAAAACCAAAAUCAGCCCCUAGGAGGACUGAGGAAAAGAGGGGAGAAAACCAGGCUCCGAGGCACUGUUGCAGCCUGCAUCUCUCUUUUUUAAGUCGCUGGACUCAUUUUGCUGCUGUACAAUGUCUCUUCCAUGACAUAAGAGGCUUUUUGGACCUAGAGACCUUUCCUUCACCUCGGAGACACCAAGGGGAUCCUGCUGCUAAGACCUCCACCUGCGGUCAGGCCACUGCUGACGGAGACGGCACGUCCACACCAAGGGGACUUCAGCUCUCAGGCACCCUGGGGGCACUGGGUGCUGAUUUUCCGGCUGCUCCGGCAUGGCAGGUGAUGACUUGUACCCAUGUCAGGAGACAACUCUGCUGGACAUGGGGCUCGGGAAGGCGUAAAGGGGCAUUUUGUGGAGGUGGUUGACUGCGGUUGGCCGUGGUGGGAUGAGGAAAUGGGGACGUGUUUCAACUUCUGCUUAUGGGCCUGGUGCUCUGGGACAAACCGCCGCCCAGGCACAAAUUCGCCAGUCCUGUGCAACUGGUUCCCAGUUGGUGCUGGGGACUGGACUCAAACUGGCGGCCAGGCAAGCAGGAGACUGGAGGGAGGGUGGAGCUGAAGAGCCACCACUCUCCUGCCAUUUCCGCUGUGCUGCAGCCCUGGAAAUCUCGGUGAGGAGCCCGGUGGCUCCGGCGACGCUCCCGGGCACCCAGAGCCGAGCAAGGAGGAGAUGCUCUGCCUUUGGCUCACCCCGGCGGUGCAUCGGAUGCCGGCCCUGGACGCGGGCUCCACACUGCCUGCCGGCCAGUGGAGAUUUCUGUAACAUAACAUGCUCGUUCAGACCCAACCAGGGAAACAAACUGACUGACGGCGAUGUACAACUUCUAUGUUUUUUGUCAAAAGGAAAGAAAAAUAAAACCUUGUUGUAAAGAAC
Molecule: messenger RNA, 12786 nt
Organism: Dromaius novaehollandiae (emu)
Lineage: Eukaryota; Metazoa; Chordata; Aves; Casuariiformes; Dromaiidae
Gene: CACNA1E
Product: calcium voltage-gated channel subunit alpha1 E
Exons: 49
Coding region: 320-7645 (2441 amino acids)
Biological process (GO): chemical synaptic transmission; calcium ion import across plasma membrane
Cellular component (GO): neuronal cell body; voltage-gated calcium channel complex; membrane
Molecular function (GO): high voltage-gated calcium channel activity; calcium ion binding
Source: RefSeq, a predicted model, not a curated record